AUGGAAACACUGGAGUCUGAGCUAACCUGCCCAAUCUGCCUGGAGUUGUUUGAAGAUCCCCUGCUCUUACCGUGCGCCCACAGUCUUUGCUUCAACUGUGCCCACCGCAUCCUGGUGUCACACUGCUCAUCCAGCAAGCCGCUUGAGUCAGUUUCAGCCUUUCAGUGCCCCACCUGUCGUUACGUCAUCACGCUGAAUCACCGCGGGCUGGAGGGCCUUAAGCGCAAUGUGACGCUGCAGAACAUUAUAGACCGCUUUCAAAAGGCCUCCCUUAGUGGCCCCAAUUCGCCUACUGAAAGCCGGCGCCUGCAGCGGCCCUACACCGCCACCAUUAGUGUGCGCAUUUGCUGCCAGUUCUGUGAACAAGAUCCACCUCGUGAAGCCGUCAAAACGUGCGUCACAUGCGAAGUGUCGUAUUGUGACCGCUGUCUGCGAGCCACACAUCCCAACAAGAAGCCCUUCACCAGUCACCGCCUGGUAGAGCCUGUACCUGACACGCAUCUCCGGGGCCUGACUUGCCCGGAGCAUGAGAAUGAGAAGGUCAACAUGUACUGCCUUGUAGAUGACCAGCUCAUUUGCGCCCUUUGCAAACUGGUAGGGCGACACAGGGAGCACCAGGUGUCCUCACUCACCGAACGCUUUGACAAGCUCAAACAAACUUUGGAGAACAACUUGACCAACCUAGUGAAAAGGAACAGUGAGCUGGAGAACCAAAUGGCCAAACUCAUCCAGAUCUGUCAACAGGUUGAGGUGAACACCGCCAUGCACGAAGCCAAGCUAGUGGAGGAGUGUGAUGAGCUGGUGGAGAUCAUCCGCCAGAGGAAGCAGGUCAUUGCUGUGAAAAUCAAGGAGUCCAAGGUGAUGAAGUUGCGGAAGUUGGCACAGCAGAUUGCUAACUGUCGUCAGUGUCUGGAGCGCUCCAGUGCCCUCAUCACACAAGCUGAGCAAAGCCUGAAAGAAAACGACCACGCCCGCUUCCUUCAGACAGCCCGAAAUGUAGCCGAAAGAGUUGCCAUGGCGACAGCCUCCUCCCAGGUACUUAUACCUGAUGUCAAUUUGAAUGAGGCUUUCGACAACUUCGCCCUGGACUUUUCCAGAGAAAAGAAGAUUCUGGAAGGCCUUGAUUACCUAACAGCACCGAGCCCGCCAUCCAUCAGAGAUGAGCUGUGCACGGCAUCACACGACACCAUUACUGUUCACUGGACAUCAGAGGACGAGUUCAGCGUCACCUCAUAUGAGCUGCAGUACACCAUAUACACUGGCCAGACUAAUUUCAUCAGUUUGUACAACUCUGCUGACAGUUGGAUGAUUGUGCCUAACAUCAAGCAGAACCACUACACAGUGCACGGUCUGCAGAGUGGCACACGCUACGUGUUCUUCGUCAAGGCUAUCAACCAGGCAGGAAGCCGCAACAGUGAGCCGGCCCGCCUCAAAACAAACAGUCAACCCUUCAAAUUGGAUCCCAAAACUGCACACAAGAAGCUACGUCUAUCCAAUGACUGCCUCACCAUGGAGAAAGAUGAGAGCUCUCUGAAGAAGAGUCACACUCCCGAACGCUUCGGUGGAACUGGCUCGUACGGGGCCGCCGGUAACGUCUUUAUUGACAGCGGGUGUCACUACUGGGAGGUGCUGCUGGGAGCAUCCACGUGGUAUGCCAUUGGCGUAUCUUACAAAUCCGCCCCUAAAAAUGAAUGGAGUGGCAAAAACUCAUCGUCUUGGGUGUUCUCGCGCUGCAACAACAACUUUAUGGUGCGCCAUGAUGGCAAAGAUAUGCUGGUGGAGGCCAGCCUGCAGCUAAGGCGUCUGGGCGUCCUCCUGGACUACGACAACAAUUCGCUGUCUUUCUACGACGCCAUGAACUCCCAUCACAUUCAUACCUUCGAAAUUUCCUUCCUUCUGCCGGUCGUACCCACGUUCAUGAUCUGGAACAAAUCGGUCAUGAUCCUCUCAGGGCUUCCGGUGCCAGAUUUUGUGGAGGGCAUGGCUCUGGAUCACCAGGAGCAGCAGCAACAGCAGCAGAUGGGCCUGUGCCGACAAGAGUCCCCCUAUUUGACCGGGAUGAAGACCUGCCACUGA
Nerophis lumbriciformis (worm pipefish) is the source of this 2076-nucleotide messenger RNA. Lineage: Eukaryota; Metazoa; Chordata; Actinopteri; Syngnathiformes; Syngnathidae. The record is from RefSeq and is a predicted model, not a curated record.